This is a messenger RNA of Eleginops maclovinus (Patagonian blennie), 2365 nucleotides long. RefSeq names its product damage-specific DNA binding protein 2 (gene ddb2). The coding region runs from base 154 to 1722 and encodes 522 amino acids. The record is from RefSeq and is a predicted model, not a curated record. Gene Ontology annotation, cellular component: nucleus; Cul4-RING E3 ubiquitin ligase complex. Gene Ontology annotation, biological process: response to UV; DNA repair. Gene Ontology annotation, molecular function: damaged DNA binding; protein binding. NCBI's taxonomy places the organism in Eukaryota, Metazoa, Chordata, Actinopteri, Perciformes, Eleginopidae. The transcript is spliced from 10 exons.
CGUCCAACAGCUGUAACAUACACAGUUACAAAACAGAGGAGCAGCCAUUAAAGCUCACGUGUGACAUGCUGCAAUGUUAUGCAAACACUCGAGUUCCUGCCCUGCAACAUUAAACACUGAAUCUUACAGGCGUGUUUUCUUUAGGAGGAAAACAUGAAAACAAGAGAGACGAAGUCAGCAGAUGAAUCUGAAUCAAAGAGUAGAGUGAAGAAAAGAGCCGGGGAGAACUCUGGAGCAACUCUCUCGAAAAAGCUACGAGAAAGAAAAGAUGGAGAAACAUCCAAACAAGUGCCUCCUGUCAAGUCUACAGGAGUCCAGAAGAGAGCAGGGUAUGGGAGCAUCCUGCACUACAUUUACAAGAGUACUCUGGGACAAAGUCUUCACUCACAGAUGAAACAGUGUCUUCAGGAACCUUUUGUUCGCUCGCUGUCUUUAUAUCAAUUCCACUGUGCAACAAGCCCCUUCGACCGCAGAAUCACCUGUCUGGAGUGGCAUCCCACUCACCUAACCACUAUGGCUGUGGGCUCCAAAGGCGGAGACAUUUAUCUGUGGGACUUUGAGGUGCCUGAGAAGAAAGCUUUUGUCCAAGGGAACGGAGCAGGAGACUUUAUUGGUGGGAUGAAAUUUUGCCCGACAGACCCCUCCAGAGUAUACGUGGCUUCUGGUGAGGGCACACUGACCAUGCAGAGCUUUGAGGGUCGCACACCCACCGUACUGUCCCGAACUCAAGACUGUGGACACGAUCACCACAGUGUUUGUUACUGGUACUGCUGCGUGGAUGUGUCUGUAAGUCGACAGAUGCUUGUCACAGGAGACAAUGUGGGACAGCUCGCACUCCUGGGUUUGGACGGCAAAAAGAUUUUCAGUGAGAAGUUGCACAAAGCCAAAGUGACCCAUGCAGAGUUUAACUCCCGCUGUGAUUGGUUGUUGGCGACGGCAUCAGUCGACCACACGGUGAAACUUUGGGACCUGAGAAACAUCAAAGACAAGAAAAGCUUCCUCCACGAGAUGCCCCAUGAAAAAGCUGUCAACUCAGCAUAUUUCAACCCUCUGGACUGCUCCAAGUUGCUCACCACAGAUCAGUACGACCAGAUCCGGAUCUACUCCUCUCCUGAUUGGUCGAAGCCUCAACAUAUCAUCCAACAUCCACACAGACAGUUUCAGCAUCUCACACCCAUCAAGGCCACAUGGCACCCUGUCUAUGACCUCAUCAUGGCAGGCCGCUACCCGGACAGCCGGGUUUGCCCCGGAGACCAGAGGACCAUCGACAUCUUUGACGCCAACACAGCAGAGCUUGUGUGUCAGCUGCAGGAUCCCGCCGUCUCAGGGAUCAAAUCUGUGAGUAUGACUUUCAAAAACACUGGAUGGGGGGAAAUGGAGACAAGAAAGCUGUGGUCUUUUACUCCGAUAAUUAUUCAUUUACAGGUAAACAAAUUCAGUCCAAUGGGUGAUGUGAUUGGAUCUGGAAUGGGUGUGUCGGUGCUGAUCUGGAAUAGAAACAGUUCGUUGAUGAGUGAUGAGUCCGCAGCACAGGAGGAAACUUCUACCUCAGCGGAAAAUUCAGGAAGCCAGCGGAGGAAUCGGCAGCGCCCCAGCAGGGACAGAAGAGGGCCGGCUCUGGAUUCAAAGCUCAAGAAGAAACUGGCUUCUCUGGAAGAAACGGAAACCAAGACCAAGACUAAGAGUGCUAAAGAAAAACUAGCAGAAAUGAGGAAGAAGUAAACUGUAGAUCUUAUCCCCCUACUGCAGCUGUUCUCAACCAUUGGGCAGCCUAUUGGUGAACCUCCGAGCGGCAUACGUAGUGUAUGUGUCCUGACUCAAAACGACAAUUCUUGGAGCUUUAACAAUAUAAAAAUCUUUAUAUCUCUGUGUGAAUAAAUACAUAUUUUUAUAAGAGUACUUGAAUGCCACCAUUUAAAAGGAUUUUUUUCCGAGGAACCCAAAUUAUUGUUCAAUAUAUAAUAAAAGUGUUUUUUGUUUUAAAAAAUGUUUUGCAAAAUGGCAAAUACUUCAGUAAGUGAUCUGUGUGCCUUCAACCUAUUGGACCUGAAUUGACCAACACUGUAAUGGGCUAUUAUAAGACCCUUCGAUUACAUUUAAAAGGGAAACAAUAUUUAUUUCCAUUUUGUACUUUCAGACAUGUUGUCACCGUACAGUUUAUCUGGAAAAAAAGAAAAAAGGCAAGAAUUGAUCUUUAAACAUGUUGUGUUAUUCAUGCAAUAGAGGGUUAAAUAUCCAUGUCUAUACAUUCCUUUGUAUUGCUACUGUUGUGUCUCAAGUUCAGAGAUUGUUUAAAUGCAAACAUGUUCUUUUGUAUUGUACAGUCUUUUUAAUGCUUAACUACAAUAAAAAUUAUAACAUUUCA